Messenger RNA from Armigeres subalbatus, 5391 nucleotides. RefSeq names its product protein serrate (gene Ser). Gene Ontology annotation, biological process: multicellular organism development; Notch signaling pathway; cell communication. The record is from RefSeq and is a predicted model, not a curated record. Gene Ontology annotation, molecular function: Notch binding; calcium ion binding. The coding region runs from base 1 to 4083 and encodes 1360 amino acids. Gene Ontology annotation, cellular component: membrane. NCBI's taxonomy places the organism in Eukaryota, Metazoa, Arthropoda, Insecta, Diptera, Culicidae. The transcript has 18 exons.
AUGGCCAACACAUGGGCCUGCGUCUUCGUCGUACUUACGUCUGUGAUCUCAAUGGUUUCCUCGUCGGGCUUCUUCGAGAUGCAAAUUCUGGAGAUAGCCAACACCAACAGCCAUCUACUGUCCGGAUACUGCUGCGGUCUGCCGGCGGCGAAGCAGCGAAUGCAAACGACCGGAUGUCCGGCAUGUGCAACCGCGUUCAGGCUGUGCCUGAAGGAGUACCAGGGCACGACCUCGAGCAGUGGCCAGCAGCAGCUGAAGGCGCAGAAGCAGCAAGGCGGCAGCAGCGCGGCGGAAGCCCUGCUGCUGGCCGACGAACCGCAAACGACUGCGUCAUCGGCCAUGUACGGGUGUGCGUUCGGGAACGCCAGCACGCCGACCCUCGGCGGGUCAAGCUUCGUCCUGUCCGACUCGGAAGUCGGUCGGGUCACGCUACCCUUCACGUUCCGGUGGACGAAAUCGUUCACGCUCAUUCUGCAAGCCCUGGACAUGUACAACGAGUCCUAUCCAAUUGCAGACCGUUUGAUCGAGGAGACCUCGUUCUCCGGUGUCAUUCUACCCUCGCACGAAUGGAAUACAUUAGAUCACACGGGGAAGAACGCCCGGAUCACGUAUCGGGUUCGGGUGCAGUGUGCCGACAACUACUACAACACGACCUGUACGACGUUCUGCCGGCCCCGGAACGACCAGUUUGGGCACUAUACCUGCGGCGAGCAGGGCAACAAGGUGUGCCUACCGGGCUGGCAGGGCGCCAACUGUGAGAAAGCAAUCUGCAAGCCGGGAUGUGACCAAAUACACGGCAAAUGUGACCAGCCCGGGGGAUGCGAAUGCCGCCCCGGAUGGCGGGGGCCGCUGUGCAACGAGUGCAUGGUCUACCCGGGCUGUCGCCACGGCUACUGCAACGGUAGCGCCUGGCAAUGCAUCUGUGAUACCAACUGGGGCGGAAUCCUGUGCGAUCAAGAUCUCAACUACUGUGGAACGCACGAGCCGUGCAUGCACGGCGGAACCUGUGAGAACACCGCCCCGGACCAGUACCGGUGCACCUGUGCCGAGGGCCUGUCGGGGACGCGCUGCGAGAUCGUGGAGCAUCCGUGCGCUCCGCAGCCGUGCCGGAACGGAGGCACCUGCACCCUGACCGGAAGCGCCCUGAUGGGACGGUCGGACGACAAACGGCUGGGAUCGGCGGAAGCGACGAGCGCGGCUCCCAUCAUUGUGCGGGGGAUGCGCGGGAUGAGUUCGAUGGGGAAACCAUUUGGGAGGAGUAAUGGCGGUGGGGCGAAUGGGGCUGGGACAGGAGCCGCCUCGACGGGCGGUGGGGGUGUGGGCGCGAUUGGGGGAGGCGUGGGCGAUUCCUCGUCGAGCAAGGAGCUAUUGUUGCUGCCGCAGCCGAUCAAAGAUUUCAUCUGUAGCUGCGCGCCCGGAUGGACCGGGCCGACCUGCGAGAUAAACAUUGACGAGUGCGCGGAAGGACCCUGUCAUAAUGGUGGCACCUGCAUCGACAUGGUCGGGAAGUUUCGCUGCGAAUGCCCGCCCCAAUGGACGGGAGAGACGUGCAGUUUCGACGUAGACGAGUGCGAAACGAACGUCGCCUCGGGCCUGGGCCCGUGCAUCAACGCCGAAUCCUGCCGGAACUUGCCCGGAUCGUUCCAGUGCAGCUGCCUGGAGGGAUGGGGUGGCCCAACGUGCGCCCAGAAUCUGGACGACUGCGUGGGCCGGUGCAAGAACGGCGCUACCUGUAUCGAUCUGGUCAACGACUACCACUGUGCGUGCGCCGUCGGCUACACCGGUCGUGACUGCAGCACCGAUAUCAACGAGUGCGCCAACUUCCCCUGCCGCAAUGGGGGCGAGUGCGUCGAUCUGAUCGGCAACUUCAAGUGCAUCUGCCCGCUCGGCUACUCCGGGACGCUGUGUGAGGAGGCGAAAGAUCACUGCACCUCGUCGCCGUGCAUCGAAGGACGGUGCCUGAACACCCCCGGAGGGUACUACUGCCAUUGUCCGCCGGGCCGAGCCGGCAAGCACUGCGAAUUCCUGCGGAUGCCGUGCGAUUCCCCACCCUGCUUUAACGAUGGCUGUACGAUGACGAACGAAACCUCCGGCUCGUCGGCGAUGACCCCGUGCAGCGGUCGUGGGAAAUGCGAAUCCAGUGCACUGGGCUCGAGCUGCGUCUGUCAGACCGGUUUCACGGGGCCCUUCUGUCAGCACAAUGUCAACGAGUGCUUUUCGAAUCCGUGCAAAAACAGUGGGAUUUGCAUCGACGGGGAUGCGGAUUACACGUGCGAGUGUCCCCCAGGCUGGACGGGGAAGAACUGCGCAGACCGUGCGGUGCAGUGCCUUCCCGGACAAUGCCUGAAUGGUGGGUCCUGCAUCUUGUCGCCAAUUUCCAGCAUAUCGCAGUGUAGAUGUUCGCUCGGAUGGGGUGGCCCGUUCUGUAGCGAGCCGGUCGACCAGUGCCAAGGUCAGCCGUGCCACAAUGGUGGAACGUGCGAGUCCGGCCCCGGGUGGUUCCGAUGCCUUUGCGCGCGGGGUUUCUCCGGUCCGGAUUGUCGAAUCAACGUGAACGAGUGUUCCCCACAGCCUUGUCUUGGGGGAGCCACCUGCAAGGACGGAAUCGGAGGAUUCACGUGCCUUUGCCCCGUUGGACGAAGAGGCGUUCGUUGCGAAAUUUUGCUUUCGGAUCCCUCGUCAGUGUGUUCAAACACGACAACCAACUCGCCGUACGACCCCUUGGUGACAAGUGACUCGCCAACUCCUGCUACGAUUAUCGAUGAGGGCAACUGCAACUCAUGUGUCUGUGUCAACGGAAAGCCUCGCUGUUCGAACAUGUGGUGCGGGCUGCGGAACUGCUUGAACAAGAACCUUUCGAACAGUGCCUGUGAAAGUCAUCAAGUUUGUGUGCCUGCUGCGCAGGAGAGUUGCUUGGCGCCACCAUGCACACCUCGUGGAGACUGUCGGACAUUCGAGCCAUCACGGAGGGUUGCUCCUCCACGAAUUCCAGCGCCCAUUGAUUGCUGGCCAAAUCAGGCCACCCUCGGAACGCACUGUGCUCGAAUUUCAAUCCUACUGGAGCUGAAUCGACUGUCACGAGGCACUUCCGUCGAUGGAAUGUGCCACCUUCUGCGACUGCAGCUAGGCGAAAAACUGAUCAAGAGUCCCUCAAUCGACGUUACGGUGUUUGUCGUGGUGAUGUGCGAUCUCAAAACCGGCACCAACGAUACAAUCGAAGUAACUCUGUCAACUCCUACAGAUACCAGCAACAGUGCCUCCAGCCCUCUUACGGAAGCGGUCCGGCUUCUGGCGGAGAUCCUUUCGCGCCAACAGGGCGUCCAGAACGACUCCUUCCAGCUGGACGUGGCCGAAGCUGCCCCACUAACAUCUAUCCUGGAAGUCAAGGUAGAAACCGCUCUGAUCAACGAAACUACCGCCGGAUCGAACUACCUGAUUGCCGUCGGGUUCGGCAUUGCCAUAGUGGCGCUGUGCGUGGGGGCAUUCGUAGCGCUUGUCUGGCGGCAGAAACUCCAGAGCCACAGCGGUUCCGGAACGAAUCUGACUCCUCACAUGGACCUGUCGCGGAGUCACGAGGAGGAGAAGAGCAACAAUCUUCAGAACGAGGAAAACUUCCGGAGGUACGCCAACCCCCUGAAGGGCAGUGCCAGCUCGUUACGAGGUGCCAUGGAGUUAAGUCUCAACCCGGCGCCGGAGAUCAACCAAAUUGCCGGCCCGAGUGUCGUCCAUCGCUCACAGCAGCUUUAUCCCAGCUGUGGCAACGAUUCCGAGUUCGAGAAAGACUCCGACAAGCAGAAAACGGCUAACCGGAACUCGCACAUUCUGCUGCACAAAACGCAAAAUUCCGACAUCACCAAGAACAUCGUCAGCUCCAUCGAGAGCCAACACAAAGACUUUGGCAAGCGAAGCAUCAACGAGCACACGGCGCCUAGCAGCAUCGUGGUUCCGCCUUCCACGCCCAGCAGUGCCUCAGUAGUGCCCGCGAACGGUGGCGCAGUAGUGGUAAGUAGCGUAGCAACGGCACCCAGCAGUACGGCGCCGAUUGCUACGAUCGAUUCCGAUGUUCUCACUGUACAUGUGUAAGUGUGGCGCCCAGUGCCUGCUAGAUAAGGUCGAUUUAUUUUUCGAAACGCUCUUAAUUCUCUCAUUAGUUGAGCAAUACGGAAAAGUGAGAUUCUCAUUUUUUUAUAAAUAGGACUUAUUUUAUUCUGUAGAAUUUUUAAAGUAUUUAUUUGUCUUCCCCCUCACUCAUACACUUUCACAACACGAACCGUAGACUUGAUUGUUGACAUUAUAGUGCUUGCAUUGUGUAAAUAUAGGAAAUACGAAGUUGACGAUACGCGAACUGUAGGCCGAGUGCAUUUUCCGUACUUUGAAAAGCAGAAGAAUGCGACAUUUGAAGUCGCAGAACGUGUACAGUUUUAUGUAAUGUGAUAUUAAAUAAGAAGAAGCAAUAUAAUUCUUUAGGUUGAACGAAGGGAAUGACUGUGAAUAAGCGAAAUCCAGAAAUAACAAUAUUUAUAGCACAAGCAACUUAUACUUAAAAUGGAAACAAACUCGAUUAGUUGGGCGCCAACUGUAUCCAUCGAAAUGAUUUUAAAGCAACGCAUAAACGAUCAGCGCAUUCACAACCACAAACACUAAUUUAACUCGAAACACAUAGUCGCUAAGAAUCUCAGAACGAAUAGAAAAUGUGAAGUUUAUACUAAAUAAAAUAGUUCCUUGUUUAGUUACGAUCGUUUUAGUCUAAAUAUUCUUGAAAAGUUUAAAAACGAAAGGAAAACGCAGAACAUUCUUGUACAGAGUUUAAUGAUUAAGUUUUCUUCAGUAGCCAGAGAUUUUCUAUUUUGAGCACCUAAGUAGCAGAUAAACGAUAGCCAGAACGUACUCAAGCCCAUUAGCGAAGCGAAUUGUAGAUAGCGAAAGGAAGCAACGUGAGCCCUAUUGACAGAUCACAUGCGGCGGACGCAAUCUGACUGUGAUUGAGAUCAAUAUUUUCAUUUUAACACUUUGAACGACGUUCGACCGAAUCGAACGCCGUCGCAAACAAUAGCUGAACGAAUUCCGAUCAAAGGGUGGCGUAUUGUGCCACCGCAUGUAAAUAACACACUGUAAAAAGAUGCAUUUUUAAGAGUUAGAAUAUUUUUUUAUUUGUUUACACAUCCAAGCCACGCUAGAAAAAAGAUCGAAGCAGAAGAAUAAAAAAAUCAUCGGAUCUGAAUGUCAGAUACUAUUUAGGGAGCAGAUUAUUUUCUCUCAUUCCAGUACAUGGUACUUAAUAAAAGGAAGCUCAUUCCACAAUAUUACAGCAGCAGAGUGCUGAAGAAAAAUCCCGUGAAUUGUGAAAAGAAAAGGAGAGCAAUAAAAAUUAUAUUUCUUGAAAAUGAAGAA